AUGAUGACGUGUGAUAAACAAAAGGAAAAUUUCAUAAAACAACAACAGCAGUCAAUUGAGGACAAAAAAUUGAAUACAAAAAAUAUUGCCAACACUAUCAUUAGUCAUACUAAGAGCAGCAGCAAAAAGAAUAAAUUUAAUAAAACUACAAAUUUUACAAACUCCCGAAUGAUGAUGAUGGAAGAAUUUUCUCCGCUAAAAAAAGUUCAAAAACAGCUAAACAUUAAGGCAAAUACCAGCGGCUAUAUAAAGGAACAAAAACAGCAGCAGCAACCAACAAUUAUUAGUAAAGUUUUAACACAAGAAGUAUCCACAAUGGCUCAGCAGGCAAUGAAACAAACACACAUGACCUUAAAGAGAUAUUUUGAAUUUUCAAAUGAUGCUGCCAACACAACAUUAACAAAAACUAAGGCAACAGCUAGUAAAAGAAUAAACAAAAACAUGAAUAUAAAGCAAAGUACACAGAAAAUAGACCAACAUAGCUCAAACAAAGCAUUUUCAAUGAUAAAUUCAGGCAAACACGAGUAUCAACUACAGUUACGUCCAACAUUUGCCAACACUACUGACCCAGCAGACAUUAUACCAAAUCUGGCAACUAUAUCGUUAUCAUCAUCAUCAUCAUCACCACUAUCUACAUCUUCACUUCUACCACCACCAACAGCAGCAACAACAACAUACACAAUACAAGCAACAGAAUUUUCUGUUGCUGCUACAAUUCCUGUUACUGGGGAUGAUGUUGAAAAUUCACAAAGUAAAAUUGAACAAUGCAAUAAUGUUUGCAUUAGUUCAGAAUGUGGCUCAAAGCAAAAAUGUACACAACAACAGAAACAAAAGCAACACUGCAAAAGUGCGAAUAUAAGUAGCAGCAAAUAUAAUUUCAACAACAUCCGCACUUUCAGUAAAACAAACAUAAAUACUCAUAUUACUGAUGGUAAUGCAGAUGCUGCUUCCACUUUUAUAUCCCCAACUCAAACUGCUGCAGUUGAGGGUACAACAAAUACCAACAUUAUUACCACCACUAACAAGGCCAACAUAAGAUUCAACACUAUUUCUACAACUACCAUCUCCGCCACAGCUACACACAAACAUAAUGUUGAUCCUACUACUAAAGCUGCUGAUGUUGCUACUGCUGCUACUAGACCAACAGAACUAUCCACAGUAGCAGCAGCAGCAACAACUGCAUAUUGCAAAGUAUUUCCCUUACGACGACGUUUCUACCAAAAUACCAAACAACUGGAAUGUUUACUACGUACUGUAGUGUUGAGCUUUAUUUUUGUCAUGUCGAUGCAAUAUCAAACUGGUAAGUAA
Molecule: messenger RNA, 1308 nt
Organism: Calliphora vicina (urban bluebottle blowfly)
Lineage: Eukaryota; Metazoa; Arthropoda; Insecta; Diptera; Calliphoridae
Product: probable basic-leucine zipper transcription factor L
Exons: 1
Coding region: 1-1308 (435 amino acids)
Source: RefSeq, a predicted model, not a curated record